UAUUAAUCAUUAAAAAUGAGUUCCGACAUAGGAGCGUGGGAAGGUGGAAGCGGAGCCAAACAAGGUGACGUGGAAUGGCGUGAAACCGUGGACGGCCACAUCUUCCGCCUUGAUCUCCCUGGGGUGAGGAAAGAAGACGUGAAGGUGGAGGUGGAAGUGGAGGAUGCCAAUUUUCUUCACAUAAGCGGCGGCGGAAGCGUGGUGAAGGUGGAGGGCGGCGAUGAGGGCCGGAGGGUGGAGCAGCGCAGCGGGAGCUUUUCAAGGAGAUUCCGGCUGCCGGAGAAUGCUGACGUGGAGGGGAUGAAAUGUGGGUUGGAAGAUGGAGUGCUGACGGUGGAGAUGGGGAAGAAGGAGGUGCACCACCACCGGCCUACAAAUGUUAGAUAUAUACAUGUAGCUUGAACUCGAUGUGUUUUCCUUUUUCUUUUUACUUUAUGAUCCUAAUGUAUAAUUAUAACUAGUAAUCAAAAUAUUACUGCACAAAGCUCGCUAGUGAGAAGAAAUUAAUGAAAGAUAGUUUGAAUAUA
This is a messenger RNA of Salvia hispanica, 527 nucleotides long. RefSeq names its product 16.9 kDa class I heat shock protein 1-like. The record is from RefSeq and is a predicted model, not a curated record. Lineage: Eukaryota; Viridiplantae; Streptophyta; Magnoliopsida; Lamiales; Lamiaceae.